CCGCCGCUGACCGGGGGAAACUCGCUGCUCGUGCGCUCUCGCGCGCUCUCUCUCUCUCUCUCGGUUGCCACUCCGGUUGGAGUGACGUCACUCCCCGCUCCGGUAUCCGCGCUGUGUCAGUGUGUGUGUGGAGUGUGUACGGGAGUGUGUGGAGUGUGUGUGUGUGUACGGGAGUGAGUACGGGGCUUCUGGAUAGGGCGGCGGGUGUGUGGCCGCGCGCUUCAAUUUGCGCGUUAAUUGCGGCCAAUUAAUUAAUUAAUUAAUUUAGCGAGCGCGCGCGCGUCAGUCAGUCAGUCAGUCAGUCACUGAGUCGCACGCGGUUGGGGAUCACCGCGCUGGGUUCGGUCCGCGGCUCCGUUCGUAGACAAUGCUGAGCGGAUUUCUGAUCGAUUUUUUAUCAAUAUCGACAUUGAUCUUAUUGGAAACUGUACAGCAGAUCAGGAGCUUCAUUAACGUUCCCUUCAACUUCACCCAAAAGGACUGUCUAUCUCUACCUGCUGGAACUGCCGCACCUGGAUGUAGUGGACUAGAUAAUAACACUCUGUGAGCAUCAUGAGCGCGAGCGCAGUUCCGUAUCAGCAGAGUUCCUACGGCACUGAUCGGAGCUCCGGGCCGAUCUGCUGCUUCCGCUGCAGGGAGGUGUGUAAGGGGGAGGUGGUGCGAGUGCAGAGUGUCCACUUCCACGUCAAAUGCUUCACCUGCCAAGUGUGUGGAUGUGACCUGGCUCGCUCCGGAUUCUUCCAGAAGAGUGGGGAAUAUAUCUGUACAGCAGAUUAUCAGAGGCUGUACGGGACGAAGUGUGACAGCUGUGGGGACUUCAUCACGGGCGAGGUGGUCUCAGCGCUGGGACGGGCGUACCACCCCAAGUGCUUCGUCUGCAGUGUGUGCAGAAAGCCGUUUCCGAUUGGAGACAGAGUGACGUUCAGCGGGAAGGAGUGUGUGUGUCAGCAUUGCUCUCACAAGCUCGUCUCGACCAAUGAGCCGAUCAAGAUUCACGGGCCGAGUCACUGUGCAGGCUGUAAGGAGGAGAUCAAGCAGGGCCAGUCUCUCCUGGCGUUGGAGAAACAGUGGCACGUCAGCUGCUUUAAAUGCCAAACCUGCGGCCUGGUUCUCACUGGAGAGUACAUAAGCAAAGAUGGGGUACCGUACUGUGAAUCAGAUUACCACGCCCAGUUUGGAAUAAAGUGUGAGACCUGCAACAGAUACAUCAGUGGACGAGUACUGGAGGCUGGAGGGAAACACUACCACCCGACCUGUGCCCGCUGUGCCCGCUGUCAGAUGAUGUUUACCGAGGGGGAGGAGAUGUACCUGACAGGUUCGGAGGUGUGGCAUCCGGGGUGUAAACAGGCGGCGCGGGCGGAGAGGAAGCUGAGGGUACGCCGCAUGUCCGAAACCUCCAUCUCACCCCCCGGCUCCAGCAUCAGCUCCCCCAGCCGGGUCAUCUGUGCUAAGGUGGAGAACGAGGUGUUAGAGUACAGGGAUCUGGCAGCGCUGCCUAAGGUUAAAGCCAUUUACGAUCUGCAGCGGCCGGAUCUGUUAGCGUACGAGCCGUAUCACAGAUACUACUCCGACGAGCGGCUGGAGCGCCUCAGCUACGGGGAGUCUCUGGGCACGCUCUCUCCAUAUUCUCAGGACAUGUAUGACACUGUGGACCUCAGGCAGCGGCGCUCCUCCAGCCCCGGCUACAUCGACUCCCCCUCCUACAGCAGACAGGGCAUGUCCCCCGUCCUGCCCCGCUCCCCCCAGCACUACUACAGAUACGGUUCUGAGAGUGGCAGGAGCUCUCCUUAUUACCCACAGCUGGAUGCCAGGUCCAGCACGCCCACCACCAACUCGGCUCCCAAGCAUUUCCAUGUGCCAGCAACAGCGGACCCCAACAUCUACCGGAAGCCCCCCAUCUAUAAGAGACACGACAAUCACAACUCAGCCACGAAAAGCAAGACGAGCGAAGACCUGCUCCAGUCCUCCAAGCUGUCGACAGCCUACUCACCAGAGCACUACCAGCACUCCCAGUCUGAGUACUACCAGUACACCAGCUCCCCGAAAUCUUUACGGGUUCCACGGAGAAGAUUUUCGUCAGGAGGGGAGGAGGAUGGUUGGAAUCAUGGCCUUCAAAGAAUUCAGGGUGGGAUCGGCAGGAUGAUCCUGAAGGAGGAGAUGAAAGCCCGCUCCGGUUCCUAUGAUAACGACCCCUGGGGUAGUGCGAGGAAUUCCCGCAGCGGCAGCAAGGAGACUCUGCACAGCAUGAGCUACAACAACACCAUCAACGGCACUCCUCAGGCGCCCUACCCAGCGGAAAACGAUUACAUUUCCAAAUCAGCGUCUUUACCAGGGUAUGGCAGGAACGGAAUACACAGGCAGCAAAAUGCAGAUUACUUUGAGUAUGACAGCAGUAACGCAGUGAACUGGGGAAUCAGAGAAUACACGGUUUACCCCUAUGAGGCUCUGAUCGUGACCACCAGGGGGCGAAACCGCCUGCCGAAGGAUGUGGACAGAGCCAGACUGGAGAGGCAUCUUUCUCCUGAGGAGUUCUACCAGGUGUUUGGGAUGACCAUGGCGGAGUUUGACCGGUUGGCACUGUGGAAGAGGAACGAGAUGAAGAAGCAGGCCAGACUCUUCUAGAGCUGAUCCUACUGUACCUGUGGAGACAGAGCCACGCCCACCUGUCCAAGCUAGCCAAUCACAUACUGCCUCCUCACCACACCCACACACACAAACACAUACAGUACAGGCCAAACUUUUGGACACACCUUCUCUUUUUCAAUGCGUUUUCUGUAUUUUCAUGAUUAUUUACAUUGUAGAUUCUCACUGAAGCCUCAAAACUAUGAAUGAACACAUGUGGAGUUUUAUGUACUUAACAAAAAAAGGUGAAAUAACUAAAAAAAACAUGUUUUAUAUUCUAGUUUCUUCAAUAUUACCACCCUUUGCUUUGAUUACUGCUUUGCACACUCUUUGCAUCAUUCUCUUAAUGAGCUUCUUUAAGAGGUGGCCACCUGAAAUCAAACGUUUUCCAACAGUCUUGAAGGAAGGAAGGAGUUCCCAGAGGUGUUUAUUAGCACUUGUUGCUCCUUUGUCUUCUUCACUCUUUGCUCCAGCUCACCCCAAACCAUCUGGAUUGGGUUCAGGUCCGGUGACUGUGGAGGUUCAGCUCAUUUUUUGUUAAAAACAUAAAACUCCACAUGUGCUCAUUCAUAGUUUUGAUGCUUCAGUGAGAAUCUACAAUGUAAAUAGUCAUGAAAAUAAAGAAAAGGUGUGUCCAAACUUUUGGCCUGUACUGUACAAAUACACACACACACACACACUCAUCUCCCAAAAGGACAGCAGAAGCACUGUGCCACCGGACAUGUGACGGGCACACACUUAGUAUUAAAUGGACCAGGAUCUGUGAGAGGAACCAGAACCAGAGAACCAGAACUCAGAAUAAAAAAAAACGAGGAGGACCUGAGGUCAUAUUUUUUUUUUUUUUUUUUUUUUUCCUCUUUUUUAAUGUUACAUUUUCAUUUUUCCGUUUCUGAAUGGAGUCUAUAAGGAGUCAGAUGUAAAGAUUUGGGGAUUUUGCCUUAUAUAUUCUGUAUUUUGGGUUAACUUGCACCAGCAGAGUGAAUAGAAUAUAGACACUAUAUUGAUCACAGAUGUCCCUCAUUGUUUAUCUCUUGUGUAAACACACUAAUAGUGCAUUUUAUUUAGUGUUGUUUCUUGUUAAGAUAUGGCAAGUCGUUUUAGCCUGCCGUCGCUGUCCAAUAAAAAAAAGCGACUCAGUUCUGAUACAUCAGCUCACAGAAGCAGCCUUGUGCUGAUCCACAUCACCCUAGGAGUGAUGUGGGGAAAGAGCACCAUCUACUGUACCCACCCAGAGAGAGCAAGACCAAUUAUGCUCUCUCAGGGCUUUGGUAGCUGAUGGCAAGCUGCAUAAACAGGAUUCGAACCAGCAAACUACUAAUCAUAGUGGCAGGGCUUUAGACCGCUGGACCACUCGGAGCCCGAAGUCAAUGUAAGAUUAUUAUUUAAUUAUUUAAAAUUAUUUAAUACCUUAAACGUAAAAUCGACAAAAAUGAAGAUACUUGUUUUUUAUUGGACAGCGACGUUAUAUUGACACCAGUGGUACAAGACAUAAAAAAACUCUAAUUCAAGAUCUUUAUAAGGAAAGGAUGGGCAAUAUGGUUUAAGUAUUGUAUUGUAUGUACAAAAUUUAAAUACAUUUUUUUAGGAUACUCAGUUUAUCACAAUAUUUUGAUGUGUAGACAAAAUGUACAACUCUGGAAAAAUUAAGACACCACUUCAGUUUCUGAAUCAGUUUCUCUGAUUUUGCUAUUUAUAGGUUUAUGUUUGAGUAAAAUGAACAUUGUUGUUUUAUUCUAUAAACUACAGACAACAUUUCUCCCAAAUUCCAAAUAAAAUAUUGUCAUUUAGAGCAUUUAUUUACAGAAAAUGAGAAAUGGCUGACAUAUCAAUAAAUAUGCAGAGCUUUCAGACCUCAAAUAAUGUAAAGAAAACAUGUUUUCUUAAAAUUCAUAACAUUUUCAGUUCAGAAAUCAAUAUUUGGUGGAAUAAUCCUGGUUUUUAAUCACAGUUUUUUUUCAUGCAUCUUGCCAUCAUGUUCUCCUCCACCAGUCUUACACACUGCUUUUGGAUAACUUUAUGCUGCUUUACUCCUGGUGCAAAAAUUCAAGCAGUUCAGUUUGGUGGUUUGAUGGCUUGUGAUCAUCCAUCUUCCUCUUGAUUAUAUUCCAGAGGUUUUCAAUUUGGUAAAAUCAAAGAAACUCUUCAUUUUUAAGUGAACUCUUUAAGUUUCAUCCAAUUAAACAUAAUUUUUAUCACUGAGUUUUUUUAAGCAUUGAUGGCAGUACGCUAAGAAAAUUUCUAAAUUACUAUAUGCAAAAAUAUUGAUAGUUUCUACUAGUAAAACGUGUUAAAGAUGAUAAUACAGAGAUUUAGAAACUAUGAUAUGGCUUCUAUUGUUGGCUAUUACUGGUGUCAUUUUGAGCUAAACGUAUUUCUUUCAUAUCGUGGACCAUUUUGCAGCUUAUAUUGCGACAUGCAGCAGAAGGAAAGUGAAAUAUUGUAGGUUAGACUGAUGGAAAAGUGCAAGCUUUUGCGAGACUCAGAAACCAAAGUUUGACAGUGGUGUGUGAUGAAAUGAAAAAUGAAGGAAAAUUUAAGAAAAGGGAAGCAAGUUAAUGAGCAGCACUCUGAAGUGCUAAUGUUGGUACUACGGACUCAGCGAGUACUGAAUGUACUUUUCUUGUUUUUUCGUUUUUUUGUUUCUUCAGAAAAACAGAUUAUUAUUAAAGGAUUAUUAGAGAUGUGCUGAACCAUCCGUAGGGUUUAGAGAUGAUGGUAGCGGUAGGUAGGCAUCAGUGGCUAGUUUAACAUUAUUUCUUGCAAUCUUCAAGAAAAAUAUAAAAGUUUAUAAAAUAUGAGAAGUUCUAUAAGAGGGUCAUGUGGUGCGAUUGCUCACACUAGUAUAACUAUGCUCUAUAAUACCAUUCUAUACGUCUGAGGUCUCUUCUUUUAUUUUUUUUUUUAUUUUUUUUUUCAGCAGCCUCUGUUUUAUGGCUUCAUUGCUUUAGGUUUAAGCACUCGUAUGAUGUUUUACAUUAUUUGCUCUUAAUUGCCAUUAAGAAAAUUAAUUGUGAUUAUUAUGGAUUGUUUGGACAAUCAGAAAGGCGUCCUUUACGAUGUGUAAUUUUUUUCUAGAGUGUGCAUCUGACUAUUGCAACAAAUAACAGAACUGACCACUAUUGCACUUAAUUAGGACCUAAUAGUGAUGUCCGUCAUGCCAAGGGAUAAUUCAUGAUGUGCUUUGUGUGUAAAUUACCUUAGUUUUGGACCUCGCAAACAAACAGAAAAACAAAUAAUCAAAGGAACAGGUGAGACGUCUCUUUGUGUUGCGCCUCGGCGUGUAGUGUUUACCACCUGUUCGCCGUUAGAAUGUUAUGGAGUGUUCGACCAACUUCAUAGUCAGGUAGGAGGUUUAAACUUAGAACUUAUUUUUUUGACUCUCCCUUUUUUUAAAAACAGUACAGCUACCUAUCUAGCUAACUUUAUUUAUCUGUCAGUACAGUUUCAGCAAAACGAUGUACAUCUUAUAUUUAAAUAAAAAGGUUGUUUCUUGUGUA
Messenger RNA from Astyanax mexicanus (Mexican tetra), 6119 nucleotides. RefSeq names its product actin binding LIM protein family, member 3 (gene ablim3). Gene Ontology annotation, molecular function: actin filament binding. The transcript is spliced from 22 exons. Gene Ontology annotation, biological process: cilium assembly; cytoskeleton organization; lamellipodium assembly. Lineage: Eukaryota; Metazoa; Chordata; Actinopteri; Characiformes; Acestrorhamphidae. Gene Ontology annotation, cellular component: stress fiber; actin cytoskeleton. Bases 553 to 2622 code for a protein of 689 amino acids. The record is from RefSeq and is a predicted model, not a curated record.